GCUGCUUUGAUCCGCUUCAUCCCAGCGAGAGAUCGCUGUUUGUCUGCAAAUAGGCAACAAAGACAGUCAGUCGUAAUUCAUCCGGUUAAUUGGGUGGUUUAAGUGGAGUGCACAAUUAGUCGCUUCCACUCUGCCAACGUUAACCAGUUAUAACUACGCUGAGCCAGGUUAUGAUGAAUUUCAGCACCAAUGCCCACUGCGGCAGUCACACUAGCAAAGAAAAUAUUCCACAUUCAAGCAAAGUAGAUGCGUCGCAAGUCCAGAGGGCCAAACAGCGGACAGUGCUCGGUGUGCUGUCAGAAAAUGAGCAUCGGGGUCGAUCCCUCAGCCAGGGAAGCCACUUUUCCAAACACAGUUCGGCCUCAGACAACUCUCAGCUCACCUUCCUGGGCUGUCCAUCCAGCUCGAGCUAUGACGUGUAUGUCGAAGAGGCUUGUGAAGUUGUUCUUGCGGCUUCUGGUCAAGAAGUGGUUUCAAACAAUUGUUACUUAGAUAAUGAAGCUGCUGCCUUGCAAAAUGAAGAUUUCAGACUCCUGCUGGAGCUGAGUUCAAGUUCAUGCCAGGAUGCUUCUAUGAGGUCUGAAGCAGAUGAAUCCCUGAUGUCUGAGGACGUGCUGUGUGUGUCAGAGUAUGCAGAGGAUAUUUACCGGCACUUAAGGGAGAGUGAAAUGAAGUUCAAGCCAAGGCCAGACUACUUAGAGAAACAUCCAGAGAUCACCGAUGGCAUGCGGGUCAUCCUGGUGGACUGGCUGGUUGAGGUUGUCCAGGAAUACAAGCUUCGCUCUGAAACUCUGCACCUUGCUGUCAACUACAUGGACCGCUUUCUCUCCUGCACAGUAUUUGUGAAAAGGGGCAAGCUGCAGCUGGUUGGCACAACUGCAUUACUAAUCGCUGCAAAAUAUGAGGAGAUCUUCCCACCUGAGCUGAAUGAGUUUGUGUAUAUCACAGACAGUACCUACACUAACAAGCAGUUAGUCCGGAUGGAACAUGUUUUUCUAAAGGUGCUGGCUUUCAAGAUGGCAGCACCCACCACAAACCAGUUCCUUCGCCUUUUCAUGUCCAUCCACUCUGUUUGUUCCAACACAGAGAAUCUUGCACUGUAUGUAGCAGAGUUGAGCCUGCUGGAAAUCGAUCCUUUUCUACAAUACACCCCAUCUAUAGUUGCAGCUGGGGCCUACUGCCUAGCCAACUACUCUAUAAACAAAUCUCUCUGGCCUGAAGUUUUACAUAACUUUACUGGUUAUGCCGUGGCUGAAAUUGCACCCUGCCUGACUGACCUCCACAAGCUUUACGUUAGUGCAGAAAGUCGCCCUCAACAGGCCAUCAGGGAAAAGUAUAAGAGUUCAAAGUAA
This is a messenger RNA of Scomber scombrus (Atlantic mackerel), 1352 nucleotides long. RefSeq names its product cyclin A1 (gene ccna1). Gene Ontology annotation, cellular component: cytoplasm; nucleus; cyclin A2-CDK2 complex. Gene Ontology annotation, biological process: mitotic cell cycle phase transition; regulation of cyclin-dependent protein serine/threonine kinase activity. The record is from RefSeq and is a predicted model, not a curated record. The transcript is spliced from 8 exons. Gene Ontology annotation, molecular function: cyclin-dependent protein serine/threonine kinase regulator activity. Bases 171 to 1352 code for a protein of 393 amino acids. Lineage: Eukaryota; Metazoa; Chordata; Actinopteri; Scombriformes; Scombridae.